UGCAGUUUGAUCAGUGCUUUUACAGACGGAAGACGAUGGAGAAGGUCAUGCUCUUUUGUGUUUUUUUGUACAGGAUUAUUCAGAUCACUUCUAGCGAUAUUUCAGAACAUGAUGUGACUCUGUUACGAUUCCGGCUGAAUGGAAAUAUCAGUCUGAACUGCAAUACGACCGACAAAAUCAGAAUGUCCUGGUAUCACCAGAAUCCUGAUACUGGACGACUAACACUACUGCUAUAUGCUUUCUAUAAAAUGUAUACAAGCUAUCAAAGCCAUCGCAUGACAUUUAUGGGAAACGUUGGGACCACCACAGCCUCACUAGUUAUUACUGAUCUAACGGAGUCAGAUGCAGGUCUUUAUUUCUGUGGAACAUCAAUGCAUUCAGAUGUAAUGAACUUUGACAAACCCAUCAGACUAGUGAUGGAGGACAAAGAGGACAAAGUUCAUUCCGUCACAGAACCUCCAGAGGAUGUUGAGAUCACAGCCUCUACAGUCGCGGUGAUGCUGACGGAGCGUGUGAUGAUAUUCAGUGGUGUUGGUCUGGCUGUGUUUGUGUUUUUUCUGGCUACAGUCAUUGCAGGAGGAAUCAUUCACUUUUACGGUUGGCAGAAAGGAUGGACCGCAGCCAAACGUGCUGGUCUGACUGAUUGAAAAAAAAACUAAAUGACACUAAAUUUGUGUGCUUUACUCUAUCACAAUAAUCAGCAUUGUUGUAUGUUACCACCGAUGGUGGCUCACCAAUGUGACUCAGAUCUCACUUAGACUUCUGUUGUGGCAAAGCUCUCGAGGAGCAUUAAAGUGCCCCUUUUAUGCUAUUUGAAAGGUUCAUAAUUUGUUUUUGAGAGGUCUCAAUAGGUUUAAAUGCAUGCAAGAUCAAAAAAACAUGCACUUUCAUUAACUCUUUUGUGCGUGUGCAAUAUUAAACAAUUUGUUUGAAGAUUCAUAUUUCCAAACCCCUCCUUUGUGUGAGGCUGAUCUGCUCUGAUUGUUCAGAUAUGUGACCUUGGAGCACAAAACCAGUCAUAAGUAGCUCAGGUAUAUUUGUAGCAAAAGCCAAAAAUACAUUGUAUGGGUCAAAAUGAUCGAUUAUGCAAAUGUGGUAACUUGUGACGUGUGAACAAAUGACUCGUUUCAGCAAUUCAGAGUCCACUCUUUCUUUUGAGAGACAAUAACUUUAUGAUGCACUUGCAGCUUUACAACUUUGCAGACUGUUUACAUUCACAUACUAAAUUACACACAUAACAUUACACACUGCAUGAAAGGUGAUUUUCAAAAAUCCAUAAUAGGGGCACUUUAAAAUGUACAUUUAAGCUCAAGAGAAAAUAUAAAUGCCAUCUGUUUUAUGGUACAUAAAGCUUGUCUGAUCAAAUAAAGAGCAUUAAAACUAAGAAAUCACACAUGUUUGUGCAUUGACAGAAAACCUGAUUAUUAGCAAUGCUAAACCUCUUCAAACACAACUGUAUACAGUAUAUGAAAUGAUGCCAGAUCUGUUCUCACAGUUUCAGAAAAAACAAAAAAUGGUUUCACAUCAUUUCACAAUGAACAUUCAUGACUGACUACAAUAAGAUUCUCAGAACUAAAUUUGCAUUUGCGAAUUAUAAUGAAGUGUAGACAUGAUGUAAAAAAGAGAUUCAUUGUGCAACAAGGGUUGGAAAUUAAUGAGGGCUUGUGGCAAAAAUGCCCCACAAAUUCAAGACAAAGGGGCGAAAAUUGUGUCACAAAAUGGUCUCAAACAAGAAGACCCAAUUGCAGCUUUUCAGUCCAAAAACAAUAAUCCACAUCAGGGCAAAAGCAGAAAAAUGUAACCCACAAGAACAGAAAACAGUACUGAUGCAAACAAGGGCUUACAGAACAUGGUAUAUAUAGGAAUUAAUAAGACUAAUGACACACAGCUGGAAACUAUGGGUACUAAUAGACAGAGCAAAGGAUGAUGGGAAAUGAAGUCCAGAGCUGACAAACUAUAACCCAGAAGAAGUGCCCUCUGGUGGCCGUUAUAGGCACUCCAGCAGAUGGCUGUGACAAAUUUCCUCUGCACAACUGAACAAUGUAUUACGGCUGUCAUUAAAAUGAAAUGUGCAAAUGAAUGAAAAGUAUUCACUCACACUGCAUCAGAUUGCUUUUUACGUGCUGUUUUUUUCUUCUUCUUUUUUGCAUCACAGUGUAAAAGUAUUAAGUACUCCUUUUCAAUUUUAUUUGGGCAAAAGUACUUGAUUUUUAAUGUACUUAAGUAUUAAAAAAAAUAGGCCUACUGAUUGAUAAAAGUUUAUUUAUUUAGCAAUUCUAUCCUCCUGAGAAAAAUACA
Messenger RNA from Onychostoma macrolepis, 2298 nucleotides. RefSeq lists its product as uncharacterized. Bases 36 to 647 code for a protein of 203 amino acids. Lineage: Eukaryota; Metazoa; Chordata; Actinopteri; Cypriniformes; Cyprinidae. The transcript has 4 exons. The record is from RefSeq and is a predicted model, not a curated record.